UUUGACAGCUACUGUAGGACCAGAUGCUGCGUUCACCAGCUCCACUCUCACACCGCUGCUUCACCUCAAUGGAUGAGACUUCACCGUGACCCAAAAGCAGUCAUUGAUCGCAGAUAGCCCGCAUUUUACUUUUCAUCUUACCUCUGUCAUUGAACUGUUACAUACCUCCAGACAUUAAGGACAAACACUGCAGUUCCUCUGCUCAUCGACAUAAACCUGACAGUAGCAAAAACAAUGACAGAAGGCGGGAAUCACGUGGCAGAAGAAGGGGAUACAGCCGUUAAGUAUGAGGUGCCCGCCGGCGUGCCCGCGGAGGAGAAGCGGUCGGAGGAGGAGGACGCGGAGGAGGAGGACGGGGAGGAGGAGAAGAAGGUGAACGGGGACAGCAGAGUGGCGGAGCAAGCCGCGGCUCCCGGAGCGGCGGAGGUCGAGUUUGUGCACCCCGAAGGCGGCUGGGGUUGGGUGGUCAUGCUGGCGGCCAUGUGGUGUAACGGAUCGGUGUUCGGGAUCCAGAACGCCUUCGGUAUUCUCUUCCUCUCGCUGCUGCGGGAGUUCGGCUCCGAGGAGGACGCUGACCUCCGGUUCAAGACAGCAUGGGUGGGCUCCCUCUCCAUGGGGAUGAUCUUCUUCUGCUCCCCCAUCGUCAGCGUCUUCACCGACAUCCUCGGCUGCAGAGUCACGGCAGUGGGCGGCGCUGCUGUCGGCCUGGUCGGCCUGCUGGCCAGCUCCUUUGUCACGUCCCUGGGCCCCCUGUAUUUUACCUAUGGCAUUGUGUUCGCCUGCGGCUGCUCCUUCGCCUACCAGCCCAGCUUGGUCAUCCUGGGCCACUACUUCAAGAAGCGCCUGGGCCUGGUGAACGGCAUCGUGACAGCCGGCAGCAGCGUCUUCACCAUCACCUUGCCCUUCGCGCUGUCGCACCUGCUGGAAAAAGUGGGCCUCCACAACACCAUGCGCGUCCUCUGCAUCCUCAUGUUUGUGCUGAUGCUGGCCGGCUUCACCUACACGCCCCAGCUGCCGGUCAAAUCCAGCAAGACCCGCACAGGCCGCCGGUGCCCACCCCUGAGCCAGAUCUUCAACCUCAAUAUCUGGAAGUCCUUGGGGUAUCGCAUUUGGGCCUUUGGCAUCCCUGCAGCCCUCUAUGGCUACUUCGUGCCUUACGUUCACCUGAUGAAGCACGUGGAGGAGCGCUUUGGACCGGAUGCCAGUAAAGAAGUUCUGCUCAUGUGCAUCGGCAUCACGUCCGGCGUGGGCCGCCUCAUCUUCGGCAGGGCGGCAGACUACGUUGAUGGAGUCAACAAAGUCUACCUGCAGGUGACCUCCUUCUUCGUCAUCGGCCUCAUGUCCAUGAUGAUCCCUCUGUGCAACAUCUUCGGCGGGCUGAUCGCCGUGUGCCUGCUGAUGGGACUGUUCGAUGGCUGCUUCAUCUCCAUCAUGGCCCCCAUCGCCUUCGAGCUGGUCGGGGCCGACGACGUCUCCCAGGCCAUCGGCUUCCUGCUGGGCCUGAUGUCCGUGCCCAUGACCGUGGGACCCCCCAUCGCAGGUUUCCUGAGGGACCGACUGGGUAGCUACGACGAGGCCUUCUACCUGGCCGGCAUCCCCCCGAUCGUCGGAGGAGCCCUGCUGUGUCUGAUACCCUGGGUGGAGGCCCGGCGCAAGAGGAGGGAGAAGGAGGAGGCGCUGACCAAGGACCAGGGUGUCACCGAGAAGAUGAUGGAGCACGAGAAGUCUCAGGAAGCCGCUCAGAGCAGAAGCGGAGAGUCGGUCCUCUAAAGGCCCCGCUGAGCAGACUUAAAAGAGAGACACGCGGGGUCAGACUGAGGCUGCUGGGUACCGACAUACAGUGGGAGUAAGAUUGCAAUGACUGCCUUCAGUAGGAGAACGUGCCAAAGAAACAUAUCAGAUAGAGUUGAAGUCCAGCUUAACGUGAAUGUGAACCUGAAGAACUAUGCAUUAGAUUGUUUGACUGAACUAAUCUUAACAGGCAAACUUGAAGUUUUAAAUGGAAAUUGAGACCGUUUCAGUUUUGUGUUUGUGUUGCUGUGCUGACUAAGUGCAGUGUAACAGCUGGUCAUGCACAUCUUUAGCCAGUGUCUCUUUCGGAUGGCAUUCUUAAGGGAAGGGAUUCUUUACAGUCAGUUUUCAACACCACCAUUUUGUUUUUAGAUGUAGAAAUGUGGCAUAAAAUAAAGAACACAUGUCGGGUUAUACAAGACAGGAACGCAGUCAUGUGGGGGAACAUAACUUGACUUGGACUUUACAUAUUUGCUCUGCGUCAGUGCAAAUCAAACUGGUCUGCUAAAGAUUUCUCCUCAAACCUGCCAUCUUUAUUGUUGCUUAAAGCCAAAUAUGUUGCUACUGUCUGGGAGUAUUCUGUUCAUAGUAUUU
This is a messenger RNA of Anarrhichthys ocellatus (wolf-eel), 2385 nucleotides long. RefSeq names its product solute carrier family 16 member 10 (gene slc16a10). Gene Ontology annotation, molecular function: transmembrane transporter activity. Gene Ontology annotation, cellular component: basolateral plasma membrane. The transcript is spliced from 6 exons. NCBI's taxonomy places the organism in Eukaryota, Metazoa, Chordata, Actinopteri, Perciformes, Anarhichadidae. Gene Ontology annotation, biological process: transmembrane transport. Bases 235 to 1770 code for a protein of 511 amino acids. The record is from RefSeq and is a predicted model, not a curated record.